CGCCACUGUCGCAAUAAUUAAAAUUUCCAUAAAUUAAUUUUCGUUAUUAUACAUAAACGAAAUUAAAAUUGUUUGAAGCAAUGAGGAAGUGUAUUUUUAAAACUCUAUUACAACUUGUUUAGUUAAAGUUUAAUAUUCUUAAGAUAAGCUUUAUCAACACUGUAGUUAGGAAGGUUAUUGUGGUUCGGCGUGUUCGUCUUUAGUUCUUUUUGAAUACAAUAAAAUGGCUUUAAAUUUAACAGUGAAAGUACACCCUGUUGUUUUGUUUCAAAUAGUGGAUGCUUAUGAGCGAAGAAACGCGGAUGCACACCGUGUAAUAGGAACACUUUUAGGGUCUGUCGAGAAAGGAGUUGUAGAAGUAACAAACUGUUUCUGUGUUCCACAUAAAGAAUAUGAAGAAAUGGUUGAAGCAGAACUCAACUAUGCAAUGGACCUUUAUGAAAUGAAUUUAAAAGUAAACAAACAGGAAAGUAUCGUUGGAUGGUGGGCAACAGGAAAUGAAGUGACAAGCCAUUCAUCUGUCAUUCAUGAAUAUUAUGCUAGAGAAUGCAGUAAUCCUGUUCAUAUGACUCUUGAUACCACAUUACAAGGAAGUCAUAUGGGUAUCAGGGCAUAUCUCAAUGUACCAUUGGGUGUUCCGAGUGGCAAGUCAGGAAGUAUGUUCACACCAAUACCUGUUGAGGUUACUUGUUAUGAUCCAGAAACCGUUGCCUUGAGGCAUUGUGAGAAAACGUUAAAGCAAAAGAAGGGACUAGAGGCAUGUACCGAUCUUGGGCUGAUAGCUGAAGCUAGCGAAAGGAUAACCACCUUGCUUGAUUUAGUCUUAGCUUAUGUAGAAGAUGUACUGGCAGGACGUGCUGCCCCUGACAAUGCUGUUGGCCGGGCUCUUUUCGAUAUGGUUCAUGCUGUACCCGCCAUUACCCCAGAUCAAUUUGAUGAGAUGUUUAAUUCCAACAUUAAGGUAAGAAUUUUUUAUACUAUGUUAGCUAACCAUAACCAUAAAAAAAAAUUGUAUAUCAAUGAAAAAUUUAAUAUUUAUUUCACCAUGAAAAGUCUCCAUAAAAAAAAAAAAAAUGGUAGAAUCAAUGUAAAAUUUAAUAUUUAUUUCACCAUGAAAAGUCUUUCUGUAUUAUGAAUAGAGUUAUACAAAAACAGAUGUAUAAAUGUAUCCAGGUAAUCCAGAUAUUAUUUAUUCAACAUCUAUUUAAAUCUUUUGGAUUGUUUUAAUUUGGAAUUCGAAUUUUUGUUUAAUAAUCGAAAUAUGAAUACCAAAUCCAAAUAUAUCAGAAUAGUUUGAAAUUGACAUUUCAUAUCGAAUUGAAAUUUGUGAAUUCUAAAUUUAAAAAAAUAAGGUUUUAUUUCAGAAUUUACAUAAACUGUACUAUAAAUGCCUUGCUCACGGAACGGAACUAUGGAUUAUUAUUGUUUUUUUUAUUAUUUUAAUUUAGGAGUGUUAACAUCUUUUUUUUUUAUCUAUACAUUUUUCUUGUUAUAUUAAUCUAAAAAAAUAUUUGAUUUUAUGCAAGACUCUAUAACAUAACAAAUAAUGAAGUUUUGUGUAAAGAUUAUGUACUCUUUAUUGAUCUAUCCUGUUUAUUCAUAUUUUAUGUUUGUAAUAAUGGGAUUUCAUAAAAAAUGACCUAUUUUAUCUUCUUGGAAAAUGUAAUUAUUCAGUGAUUAGCUUUGUAUUACAUAUCCAAUUAAGGUUGAUGUCACUUUAAUGCCUUGACUAAACUAAGUGGUCUUGUCUUGCCUAUAGUUUUAACUUAAAAUAUUCAGUUGUGCAACACGUCACUAACAUAUAAAAUAUUGGUAUUUUCGUAUAUUUAUGCCAUUUUUGAAAACUUACAUUUUCUGUCAAUGAAAUAAUCAUUUGGUGCAGUGAUUUGGAGAAGAGGAUGCUCUUUCUGAAUAGAUUGUUCCAGAAAUUGAAAACUGGUGACACAUCGGCCUCGAGAGAAAAAAAAAGUUCCUAAACAAAACUUUUGAAAAACCCAAAUGACCUUAAUUUGAUUAUUGCUAUUCAUUAUUAAUAUUUGUGAUAAUUUAUUGGAAAAAUCUUGAGGCCUACAAGCAAUGAUUUAACUUGAACAAAUAAAAAAGACAAUGCUUCCUGUAUUCUAGAAUUAUGAAGAAAUAAUUUAUUAGCGUAAAAGGUCAAACCAUUUAAAUUUUAAUUCAGAACUUUGUAGUUAUAAGUUAUGAAAAAUCCUUGAUGUGAACAGGCAUUACCCAGGAUUAAUAAAAUUGAUAUACAUACUAAGCGAAUCUCAGGCAACAAACAAUUGCUUUCUUUAGUGUUUCUGGAUGCAAAUCAGAGCCAAACCAGUUGAUUUUGGGUCUCCUCUCCUUGUGCAGACUCAUUCCAUUGACUAACCUCAAGGCCUUGGUUUGAAGAUGCAUACUCACUAGGCCAAGCUAACAACAUACAAUGUAUUGUUUCGGUCUAAAUGAGAUGCAGAGUGGCAAUGGACUGUUAGCGUUUUCCUAUCUAUGUUUGCUUGAACAGGAUGAAAGGAUGGAUGCCAACAUGUUGGCGACCAAUAUUCAUUGGCCCAAAGUGUUGAUAGGGCCAAAAAAAAAAAAUUGUUUCAACAAGAUAAAGCCUUGCUAUAAACAUUGUGAAGCAUAAGAGAAGAAAUUAUAGAACUGGGCAGGAUUGAGUUUCUCCUUUACCCUACAUCCAAUCUAUAUUUAUCAUUUCCGAUUACCUUUCUUGUUUUGUCUGGCCAGUUCUGGCAUAUGGUGAGAGGAGAGGUAUUCUGGAAGCCUAAUCUGUAAGGACCCAACUGUGAGCCCAAACCAUUUAAUUUCAUUGAAUAAAUGAAACAUAGUUCAAAAGGGAGGCAGUAUUAUUUAUUGUUAUUAUUAUUAUUAUUAUCAUUGUAUCUACAUUUAAUGAAUGAAUUACAGUUAAUAAUUUUUUUGUGUUGAUAAUAUACUAUUGUUGUGCGAGGAAUUCAGCACUUUAAAAAAACAGUUAUUAAAUUACUACAUUUUUCUAGCUAGUCUAAUUUCCUCCUCAUAAAUUACAAAAGAGAAAAACUAAUUAUCACAGUCUAAAAAAUGUUAAACAAAUUUAAGAUAAUAGUUUAGAUUUAACAUAUCAACUUUUUAUAAUAUGCAGGAUUACAAAUCUCAGACUCACAAAAUCUAAAUUCAUAUUUAGUUAUUAAACUAUUUAAAUGUCCUUCCUUCUUCAUCUUAAAAUCCUUUCAUUCAUUUCCUAGAUAAUUAAUUACUGCUUAAAUUUCUGCCUUAAUUUGUAAUCAAUAAUUACUUUACUAUUAUAAUUUGUGAAACUUCAUCAACUACGCUUAUCAUUAAUUGUGUGUAAUAAACCAGAAAUACCGAUGGUUAACUUCACAGAUGUAACAAUUUAUAAAAGAGUUGUAAAAUAUCAAAUAAAGGACUAUACAAAAAAUUUAAGUAAAUAUCCAAAUAAAUCAAUUACUAAGAAUGAAAAAGGAUUAAUAAAUAAGGUCCUUAAAUACUCUUUUACUUAAAACCAUAAAAUUUUCACUUACAAUCUCAGUGAAGUUAGCCAACGAUACUUGUUAUUUUUUGUAAUAUAUUUUUCAUAUAAAUCUGCUGACUCCAAUUCUAUUAAAUUUAUGUAUACAUCUUUAUUUCGCUUCAAGGUGAUUAAACACCAAAUUUUUUCAACUUGGAAGGUUUUCUUUGUAAGUAAAUAAUAUUUUUUGUUUUGUUACAGGAUCUUCUAAUGGUUGUUACACUCUGUCAGUUAACAAAGACACAACUUCAGCUUAAUGAAAAGCUUACCCUGUUGACAACACCUUCUACAUAAUUAUUGUGAUUAUUUUUUAAUAAAUAUAAAAGUUAUACUAAAAUAUUUGUUGCUAUUACCUAGACUUCAACAGAACACUUUUUUUGUAAUAAAAUUUUCUAUAUAUUUAUUUUUAAUUUUUUUUGUAUUGGGCAUCAUGGUUUCUGAGGAAUCAAGCUGAAACGUCUCACUUUGAAGGCUGAUAUUGUCCAGUCUGGGGCCAUUCCAUCAGUGUAGUUUCUAUGGAAUCUGUCCACAUUUUUAUAAAAAUUAAUACAUGUUUGAUAUAUUAGUAUGCAUAUAAAUAUAUUAGUGCAACUACUUCCCCUAACUAUUAGGGUUAAAAGUAAAUUUAAAGAGUUAGAAAAGAGGUAUUAAAUUAAGUUAGAAGAGAAAAAUGAAUUAAAUUGCAUUGGAACAAAACUUUAUCAUUUUCAUGUAAAAACAUCAACAUAGUUAUCAGUAUGCAUCAUAUUUUAAAAGUUUAAACUACAUAGUAUUUUCAAACUUGACUAUUGUGUAAGAUACAAUUAAUGGGCAUUUUUACUCAUCUACUUCUAUUUGAAGAAAAUAUCACAUGAAAUUCAUUGAUUGAUGUAUGAGGUAAUUAAGACUAUGAUUUGCCCCUUCAAUUAUAACUUUUGUGUAAUAAGAAUAAAACCAUUAAUGGGAUGAAACCAGAAAUAAAUAAUAAGCAUUAUUUUGCCAAUGGCUUUUAUUAUCAAUCUAAAUACAAUACAAGUCACACACACAAAAAAAAAAAAAAAAUACACCAUCACGUUUGUAUCUUUUAUGACAUAUAGUUCGUGCAGUGAAAGUACAUCUACAUAUUAACAUCAUAUUCAGGAAUAAACAAAAAAAAAAAAAAAAACUUUAGACCUCUAAAUGCAUUUCCAUUUGAAUUAUUUUGUGAAACGGUUUCUUAGAAAUAUAAUGUUGAUCUAAUCUCACAUUUACUAAACAUGACUGUUAGCUUUGGUUAGCCCAAACAAACAAGCUUACACCACUAAUUUUUAGAGAAAAACAGUCAAAUGACUAGUGACAAAUUUUAAGGCUCAUAUUUAAUUUAAAAGAGGUGUAUCCAUGAAUCCUAAAAUCGUAGAGGCUGUUUUCUCUACUCUCUUUUAAAUAACUGAUGUGAAACUUAAAGAAAAAAUGGUUGUUUUCCAAACUUUCAUAUUUGGAAAAAAAAAUAGUCAUACAAACUGACAACGAAGUUAGAUAGCAAUUAGUCAAAACAUAGAUUAACUAUAUUAUUUAGAAUAGUAGACUCAAUAAAAUAAUAAGAUACAAAGUAUUUUUGAAAGAAAUGAUCCAAAGCCAUGAAUCAUUUAAGAUACAAUGUUUUUUAUCCCUUAUUUGCUCCUGACUCAAGUUACACUAAUAGAAUUACAACUGUUAGUAAGAAUGUUUUAAAUGAAGAAAAUGACAAAUACUUUUCAUAGCAGUAGAAAACAAAAUGAAUAGAGAAGAAAAAACAAAUUUCCCUACUGUCAUUAUUUAUUCUUCUGUUUUGACCGGAGACAUGAAAAGAUUUUUCACUUAUGUUCAGCAGCUCUAAAGGCAAAAAUGCAAGUGUAUAUUGCAUCAACUAGUGAUAAAUGGAUUCAUUAAGAUAACCCAAAGCAUAAGAAAUCAAGGUAGGAGUGUGGUCAUGCAUUGACAGAGAAGCCAAAUAUUUAUCAUCAAUCAAUGGAAUAUGAGAAGAGAUAGUAAUUUUACAGCAGGGCAAUACUCAAAUACACGUAGAGUCGGUCAGAAAAUACAUUAAAGGGAUAUCCUAUAUACUGGUCAACUACUACCUAUAUUAUCUAGUCAUUGUUCUUUCUAGCUACUUCUUUUUUCUACCAAUAAAUAACAGAAUGUCGAGUUCCAUUGAUUAUUCUUAUCAGGAAUCCAAAAAAAAGGAUGCAUUUUUAGAUUGAUAACAAACACCAUUUCUUCUUUCAAUGUAGAAGUUGUAUGGUUGCACAAACAUGGAGAAACGUAGAGGUUAGCUAUUGACAAUAAUUAAAACAAUCAAUCUGUAGCCAUUUUUAUAAAGUAAUGCCCCAAUUUUCACAAAAAUAUUUUAAAACUUUGUUUUACUCCCAGUAAUAUAAGCUCUUUAAUAUGUACAUAAGUUUUUUCAUGAAACAGCCAUUUAAGACCACGCGAAUAUCAUUACUUUUCCUUUCUAAUUUUCGCUUUUCUUAUUUCCCAGUACUUUCUAAUAAUUUCUACGUGCCUUUGCAUCAUCUCUUUCGACUAUGCAGUACCCUCCUGUUUUCUUUAUUUUUCACAAGAACCUUGAUUUCUUUUAAUUUUUUCCAUAUUGCUCCCAAUCCAAGCAGUCUGUUAUUUUCAAUUUUUUUGUUUCCUCUGUUUGUUUGUUUUACAUAUCCUCUUAUGCUUCAUGAAUUCUGUCAAAGACUUUUUAUUUUGUCUCCCUUAGUCCAUUCUUAUCAUGUGCCUGUAGUAUCUUAGUCUUCUGAUUCUUACUUCGGCUUCUAGGUUUUUUGUCUCCCUGUAGAUUUCCUGGUUGGGCUUAGUCUGUAGUCUUUCUGCGUUUUCUUGGGCCCAUAGAUUCUCCUCAGAAUCCUCUUUAUUUUCAGUAAUUUUUCUAGCUUAGGGAGACUUGUUGUCUCCAUCCGGUAUAGAAUUACUGGUUUUAUCAUAAUGUCUUAUUAUUGAAUUAGACGAUAAGUUUUUCUUAUUGUUAAUAUUGCCUGUCACAAACCUUAGUUUUUCCAAUUUUGUGGUUUUCUCUUUUAUUUAUGCUCUCUUUUUCCAAACAGUUCUUGCAUAUUGUCUUUCUCUCUCAGAUAUUUAAAUUUCUUUGUUACUUUUACUUGUCCAUAUUUGUCUCUAUUAUUUUCUUGUCAGUUUUUCUCUGUUGUCACAAAUUCCAUCUUUUCAUAGGAAAUUUGAAGGUCUACUUUUAAUAAAUCAAUGUUUAUCUUAUACCUCUGUAUAUGAUAGAUAAAUAGAUAAUGAAACUAGCAUUGUCUAAUAUGUUAAUAAAAUUUACCAAUCACUACGAUUUUAUGAUAAACGAGCAUAUUAGACAAGGAUUUCAGACUGAUUGAUAUGGAGUAUUGUAGUUUGUUUACCAUCUAAGUUAGUUAAUAUUUAGGUAUUUUACAAUAGCUAAUAAGAACAGUGAGAUAACCUCUUGGCAACUAUCAACUGAAGGUGGAAAAAAAUACCACCAAGCCCAAUCCUUUUGGGAUAAAUGAAAUCAGCCAUCAUUUAUCCCAGAAUCAUUUUAUGAGGAGGGUCCACUAUAUUUGAUUAUUUUAUUUCAGAUAAUAUCUUGGGAAUACUCAGCAUUGGUAAUUCCACAAUUUGGACAUAUUUUACAGUUUGAUAGAUUUCUUUAGGAAAACUGCAAUUCAGUUUGUAAAAAUCUUAUGAGAUGAGCAUAUAACACAUGACAUUGAAAUUAGUAUAGAAAUAAGAAAUAAUCAAUUUACCUGGAAACAAUGUCAACAAAGACAAGAGGUGUGUUAAAAGCGUGUUCUUCGAGCCAUUUCAUCCCGAUAAAUAAGACAUCUAUAUCACAGAGUCUCUUAUCUACAAAUAUGACAGAGUAAUUAAAAAUAUUUAAUGUUUAAAACAAUUUAUGCAUUCAUUUAUGUUUCAACACAAGCGGAUCCAGGAUUUGAUUUUGGGGAGAGGGGCUUCACCCUAAAAGCUAAAAGUAAAUUUUAGUAUGGAGCAUUCAGCACACUAAAAGAAAUUAUAAUGAACAAUUUAGUGACAUUUGUCUGGCAUACAAAGUUAAUCAUCUUCUUGUUAAUUAAAUUACAUUGCUAUUGAGUCUUGAAAUUAAAAUUAAGAUAGGCACAACUUAACAUUUGAAUUAUAGGUAGAUGUAUGAGAGUGUGUUUACAUAUAAACAAUAGGUGAUAUAUAAGUACAUGUAAGACAGCAGUAAAAUGAGGUGAUAGCUCUAAAAAACAUAAAAAUAUUAUUCUUACAUAUAUUUGGAAGAUUGAUUGUUGCGGAGACAGAAAAAUAAAUGAGGUUAAGGAUGAGGAUUUGAAUACAGAAGUAGGGAAUUCCAAAACAACAAGGUUGCACUCACAAAUGGUGUCUUCAAGGAUAUAAUAUAAGCCCUUUAGUUGAACUAUUUAUUAAAUUUUUAAGUCAUCAAAAUAAAAAAAGAAACUCAAUAGAUUCCAAAAUCUUUUCAUUAUAUUAUAUCUUAUUUCAGAUCCAUAAAAAUACAAAUUAUCAUGUCCCUUGCGUUUUAUUCGCAUAUUGGAUAAUGCUUGUCAAUUACCGAACUCGGCACUAUCUUCUCGAUUACUCCGCACAAACCAAAUAAUUUUAUCUGAUUUGAAUACAUUAAGAUGUCAGAACAACUUCCAAUCAAUAAUGUUUGAUACGUAAAGGUUUAUUACAUAUAUUUUGUAAGUUAUCUGUUUAUAAAUAGAAUUUACAAUCUGCCAUGGUUCAACCAUUGCAUUUCCUUAAACUUAUAAUUUAAAUAUUAACUUAUUCUUUCAUUAGAUUAUCAUAAAUUAACAAAACCUUCUAAACAUUGCUUUAAAC
Messenger RNA from Nezara viridula (southern green stink bug), 8326 nucleotides. The record is from the annotation of a GenBank genome assembly. NCBI's taxonomy places the organism in Eukaryota, Metazoa, Arthropoda, Insecta, Hemiptera, Pentatomidae.